AUGUCCGAGCUUCCCACAUCGCUAUGGCUGGGUCUAUUGCUGCACCACCCUUUUGCCGACCAUGAACACGGUAUGCUAAUCCACAGCCUCGUCUCCUAUCUGUUCUACACGUUUUGGGUACAUUCCUGCUGCUCCAACACGGUGCUGGCUUUUUCUCGCUUUGUCAAAAUCAUCUGCCCCGCCUCCCGUCUCUCCUCACUUUGCACCGGCCGAACGUCAAUAUGCGUCCAAGCACUGGCGGUCUGGCUUUGCUCCGGUCUCCUUGCCCUCACUACUCAAUUUUUGUUGUCAUGCUGCCGGGUCCAAAUCGAUCACCACAGCUACGGGUACUCCUAUGUACGGGACGAAGAUGCGUUUAACUAUUCGAAAUAUUACGUCAAUUUACCGGCAAAUAUCAUACACACCGUUAUAUUCUGUCUGUUUUAUGCUAGCCACCACCCUUUUGCCGACCAUGAACACGGUAUGCUAAUCCACAGCCUCGUCUCCUAUCUGUUCUACACGUUUUGGGUACAUUCCUGCUGCUCCAACACGGUGCUGGCUUUUCUCGGGUCCAAAUCGAUCACCACAGCUACGGGUACUCCUAUAGUGCAGCACAUUUUGGUCCAGAUCAUUGUAUUUUUAUGGCGUCACCGGAUGCCGAUUGGGUCGGCGUCACGUAGAGAAUUUGAACUUGCGAUACAGUUCUUGUGUAUUGCCGCCUUUUUCUCGUUGACCUGGAUCUCAUUUAAUAUUCUUCCAACAACUCGUCUCCGCUCCUUGCCGGCUACCGUAAUGCUAGAAUUUGAUUGCGCGGCGGCGGCAUUAAUUUAUCUAACGAUGAACCGUGAUAUCCGCCGAUACCUCAGCAAAACCGACGACCGGAAGAACUCGCAAAGCGGCUCGAAUUUCCGGAAGACGACCAUCCAUACGCACUGUUCGAGCAGGAGGCUAAGGACUGCCCCGGCGGCAGUGUCACUG
This is a messenger RNA of Mesorhabditis spiculigera, 957 nucleotides long. The record is from the annotation of a GenBank genome assembly. NCBI's taxonomy places the organism in Eukaryota, Metazoa, Nematoda, Chromadorea, Rhabditida, Rhabditidae.